AUGGCAGCGGCACCCGUGUUCCUCCGAUUGCUGGGACUCCUAGCGUUGAUUGUGUCCACCGUCGUAGUUGCGGACCAACGGCCGAUUAACUCCGAAGAGAUAUCUCCCGCGUUCUGGGAGCGUCUGGCGAGGCAACGCUUCCAACAAAGUCGAGGCAUUUUCGGUGAUGGUUUGAAAACACGAGCCAGAAAUGUGAUCCUCUUCCUGGGCGAUGGAAUGGGCGUGCCAACGGUGUCCGCGGGUCGAUUCUACAAAACAGAAGUCGGUGGUCAGUUGGGAUUGGCGAAUCCGACGCUUGACUUCGAAAACUGGCCGUUCGCCACGUUGUGCAAGACCUACGACCUGCAAACAGUCGUAACCGACUCCGCGAGCUCCGCCACUGCCUACCUCGGCGGCACAAAGACGUCGACGAAGAUGCUGGGGGUGACGGGCGCCGUCAAAUUGAAGUCGUGUCGCAAAUACCUCCCCGAGGAGAAGGUGGACUCCGUGUUGAAGGCGGCUGUGCGGGAGGGUCUGGCGACGGGCAUCGUCACCACUUCCAGGGUCACCCACGCCUCACCCGCUGGUGCCUACGCACACGUCGCCUCGCGAGGCUGGGAGUCAGACAAGAAACUGAAGGCGGACUGCAAAGGCGCGAAGGACCUUCCACUGGACAUUGCUCGACAACUGGUGGAAGAGAACCCGGACGUCAACGUGGUGCUCGGUGGUGGAAUGCGCUGUUUCUAUCCAGAGGGACGUGGCGAGCGACUGGACAAUCGCAGCGUCGCGGACGAGUGGUUGAGCAUCCAGAUAAUCAGGAGUCGUCGAGCCAAGCUCAUCACCGACCCCUCCAAGUUCCUCUCUACCGACUUCUCCAAGGUGGACUACCUUAUGGGCCUCCUCUACCCAUCGCACAUGCCGUACGACGGCGAUCGCAAGGACGGCGACCCGUCACUGGCGAACCUCACCGUGGUGGCUUUGGAGAUCCUCAAGCGUCAACCCAACGGCUUCUUCCUCUUCGUCGAAGGCGCUCGCAUCGAUCACGCGCACCAUGACAACAAGGGGAAGAAAGCACUGGAAGAUCUUCUCGCCUUUGAAGAGGCCAUUCGUGAAGCCGUGAAGAUGGUUGACCUAGAGGAGACCUUGAUCAUCGUUACGGCAGACCACUCACAUUCCUUCACUCUUGUUGGCCAACCCGGACGAAGUGAAAGCCUAUUGGACAGGGACACUUCGUAUGACUUUGCAAUUAAGGACGACAAAGGCAUGCUUCCAGUGAUAUACGCAUCAGGACCGGCUGCAGCGGUGAACGAGACGCGUCGAAAUGUGUCCAGUCUGUCGAACGAGGAGUUGCACGAUGCAGACUUCCGGCAGCCGGCACUGGUGCCGAUUCCUUGGGCGACGCACGCCGGUGAAGACGUCGGCGUCUACGCCGUUGGACCUUCCAGUUGGCUGUUCCACUCCACCGUGGACAAUACCUUCGUGGCUCAGGCAAUGAAGUACGCCCUAUGCCUCGAACCCUUCAAUCUCGAAGUGCAUUGUGCGUCUAGUCGUCCAAUGGCAACAGCCCUCCUUCUGCUAGUUGUCUAUGUAGUACUUAGAAACUAUUAG
Messenger RNA from Mesocestoides corti, 1587 nucleotides. The record is from the annotation of a GenBank genome assembly. NCBI's taxonomy places the organism in Eukaryota, Metazoa, Platyhelminthes, Cestoda, Cyclophyllidea, Mesocestoididae.